Molecule: messenger RNA, 2153 nt
Organism: Galleria mellonella (greater wax moth)
Lineage: Eukaryota; Metazoa; Arthropoda; Insecta; Lepidoptera; Pyralidae
Product: myogenesis-regulating glycosidase-like
Exons: 9
Coding region: 91-2136 (681 amino acids)
Biological process (GO): carbohydrate metabolic process
Molecular function (GO): hydrolase activity, hydrolyzing O-glycosyl compounds
Source: RefSeq, a predicted model, not a curated record
UGACGAGCAAUCGAUGAUAAUAUUGAUAAAUGUAUUUUGAGAUAUUGAGAUAAAAUCAUAAGAUUUAUAUUUUUAGUUGUUGCUGUAGUGAUGGCACCCAUAGGAUCUAUUUUAGCGUUCUUAGCGUUAGGCGCGCGGGCGUUUACGGCACACGCGCCGGCGGGGGAAGCAAAUACGAGUCAUCAAGUGCGGAUUGAAGAUGUCAUGCUGACCUUGAUACCACAGCUGACAGGGGGCUUCCAGGUUAACCUUAUUACAGAAAAUGAGGAAACAACCAUAGGACAUAUCGGACGGUCCCUCGUCUCCAGCAUAUUUAUAACAGAGGAAAUAGAAGGCGGGGUGGAAGUGCAGAUAGGUGGAGCGAACCUGACCAUACACACAGUUUCUGAUACCAACGCUAGAGGGAUUAAGGUCAAAUGGGUUGCGCCCACUCACUUGAGGCUUGAAGAUUGCUUCAAUUUUGGUAAAAACCAUUGGUACGGUGGUCCUAUGCAACUCAACCAGUUAUAUCCCAUUGAAAAAGCCCAACAAAUAUAUUCACCUUACGUUUCCAAAUCUUCGGACAAUGCUGCUAUCGUUGAAAGAUAUUGGCUAAAUUCAGCAGGACAGUACAUCUAUGUACAUCCACAGGUACCUUUGUUUGUGGACUAUUCUAACAUACUAGGCAAUCACAUCUGCUUCGGUGCCCAAAUCGCAGACCCCUAUUCAUCAAAGAGACCUCACAUAGAACUUUCCUACGACAUAUGGCUUCUAGGGAAUGUGAAAGAAGCCCACAAACACGCUGUGGCCAACUAUCUUGGUAAACCAUCAGAUACUCCAGAUUACAGGAUGGUACAACAUCCUAUCUGGUCGACUUGGGCUCAAUUCGGCGUUGACAUAAACGAGACCAAUCUUCUAGAGUUUGCUUAUGAGAUUAGAGAGCAUGGUUUCAAUGAUUCCCAAUUCGAAAUCGACGAUCUUUGGGAAGAGUGCUAUGGUUCAUUGACUGUCGACGAAAAUAAGUUUCCCAAUUUCACGGAUUUCGUCCAAGAGCUCAAAGAUCUGGGUUAUCGUGUAACAGUUUGGGUUCAUCCAUUCAUUAAUAAGAAUUGCGAGCCCUGGUACACGGAGGCUUUAAGCAAAGGCUAUCUUGUUUUGGACGAAUCCGGCAGCCCGAAUGGCACAUGGUGGAAUAGCAACGGCACAGACUCCGGAUACGUUGACUUCACCAACCCCAACGCUGCGGAGUGGUGGUACGGCAGGGUGAUGCAACUAAGAGACGUAUACGACAUUGAUAGCUUCAAAUUCGACGCUGGGGAAACGGACUAUGCUCCACAGAUAUCUGAACAACGCGGCGACAUAAACUUACAACCUCAUCACAUUGUUGAGGCCUAUGUGAGAACUUGUGCUAGAUUCGGAAACAUGGUCGAAGUUCGAACAGGCUUCAGGACCCAAGAUCUUCCAAUCUUCGUGCGCAUGGUGGACCGCGAUUCCAUCUGGGGCUUGAACAAUGGGCUAUCAUCAGUCAUCACGACGACACUCCAGAUGAACUUAAACGGGUACACCCUGGUUUUGCCAGACAUGAUCGGAGGGAACGGAUUCAACUUGGACCACGAUCAAGCAGACUUGCCGAGCAAGGAGCUGUUCAUACGAUGGGUGCAGGCGAACACCUUUCUGCCAGCGAUGCAGUACUCUUUUGUGCCAUGGAAUUUUGACAACGAGACGAUAGAAAUAAGCAAGAAAUACACGGAACUGCAUGCGGAGUACGCUGAUGUAAUAUUCGAUGCUAUGCUGGCCUCAGUUAACAAUGGUACGCCAGUGAACCCGCCGAUAUGGUGGCUCGAUCCCACGGAUGAGGAGGCACUAGUCAUAUGGGAUCAAUACCUUCUUGGCGAAACGAUCCUAGUCGCUCCAAUUCUAGAGGAAGGCAAGACAUCUCGUGACAUCUACUUGCCCAAAGGUAUCUGGUGGGAGUGCGGGGAUCCAGCCAAGGUUCACGCGGGUCCUGCGUGGAUCCACAACUACCCAGCUCCGAUCGAUGUACUCCCAUACUUCGUUAGAGACACGUCGUCCGAACCUGACUCAGCAACGACACCCACUGUCACUAUUCUCUUACUGUUUUUGGGAGUUGUCGCCAAUUUUGUAAAUUUAUACUAACAUAUAAUAAAGCAGAA